Molecule: messenger RNA, 1702 nt
Organism: Morus notabilis
Lineage: Eukaryota; Viridiplantae; Streptophyta; Magnoliopsida; Rosales; Moraceae
Product: hsp70-binding protein 1
Exons: 6
Coding region: 169-1362 (397 amino acids)
Molecular function (GO): protein binding
Source: RefSeq, a predicted model, not a curated record
CAUUAUAUUCCAGAUCUGACAAGAACCUUCUCCAAGGCUUUCACCUUUAUAUAACUCGUUUGCUCUAAAACCGCGUAUUCUCUAAAAUCUCUGGUUUCUUCGUUUGUUUUUAUCUCGGAGAACACAAAAUUAGGGUUUUCUUGCUUCAUAUUUGAGCCCAAAAAAAAAAUGGCUGAUGGAGGACCGGACUGGGAAGGAUUGCUCAAGUGGAGCAUCGGUCAUUCUGAUGGUACUCGUCCCCCUCGUAAUUUGAGUGAAGAGGAUAGGAGAUGGUUUAUGGAAGCUAUGCAAGCGCAGAGUGUUGAUGUGAUAAAGCGAAUGAAGGAAAUUACACUUGUAAUGCAGACUCCUCAAAGUGUUUUGGAAGCUCAGGGAGUCACUGCUGAUGAUAUUGAAGGUAUGUUGGACGAGUUACAAGAGCAUGUUGAGUCUAUUGAUAUGGCCAAUGACCUUCACUCCAUUGGUGGUUUGGUCCCUCUCCUUGGAUACCUUAAGAACUCUCAUGCCAAUAUUAGAGCGAAGGCUGCCGAUGUCGUGACGACAAUUGUCCAGAACAAUCCACGUAGUCAACAACUGGUUAUGGAAGCAAAUGGCUUAGAUCCUCUCAUUUCUAAUUUUACGUCGGACCCUGAUGUGACUGUCCGAACCAAAGCCCUUGGCACCAUAUCAUCUUUAAUCCGGCACAACAAACCUGCUAUCACUGCAUUUCGUCUCGCAAAUGGGUACGGAGCUUUGAAAGACGCUCUAAGUUCUGAAAGCGUGAGAUUUCAGAGGAAAGCCUUGAACUUGAUCCAAUAUCUGCUGCAUGAAAAUACUUCAGACUGCAAUGUAGUUAGCGAACUUGGAUUUCCUCGUAUAAUGUUGCACCUAGCCUCCAGUGAUGACGCGGAGGUACGAGAAGCCGCUCUUCGCGGCCUUCUUGAGCUUGCUCGAGACAAAACAGAUGGCAAGAGUGGUGGAUUGGUUGAAGAUGAUGAGAAACUGAAGCAGCUCCUUAAAGAGAGAAUCGACAAUAUCAGUCUGAUGUCGGCUGAAGAUCUUGGGGUAGCAAGAGAAGAGCGGCAACUUGUGGAUUCCCUCUGGAAGACUUGCUAUAACGAGCCAUCUUCUCUUCAUGAGAAGGGGCUUCUUCUUCUUCCCGGGGAAGAUGCACCUCCUCCUGACGUUGUCAGCAAGCAUUUCGAGCCUCCUCUUCGAGCUUGGGCGGCAAGUCCUUCAACUAAUAAAACUCCUGAUACUGACAAAAAAGCCACUCCACUGCUUCUAGGUGCCGGUCCUGCACCUGGGGCUGCAGAUAUUCAACAUAGUUCUAGUGUUACAAAAGAUGCUAAUAAUAAUGGUGUCUCGGAGGGAAAGCAGUAACGUUGUUUUGGGUUUAUCUGUAUGAAGUAAGUAGGCAUUUUUUUUUCUUUUUUUCUUUUUUAGUAAUUUGAGAUAUUAAACGGUUUUAGUUGUGCGCUUUUAUGUCACUUGUUUCAUUAUGGGGCUCGUAUGUAUCAAAAGGUGUGAGGUGGUUUCCCAGCAGUGUAUUAUUUGCUCUUCUUGUCUCAAUAUAAUUAUAUAUCGUCACUUAGUGAUAAAGUAGAGCCUUAGCCUGGUAUCAGUUGGAUCAAGGCUAUAUAAUUUUGAUUUGUAAUUAUGACUCGUUUUGUAUUCAUCUGAAAGUCUGUAAUGCAUAUGCUUUUACUAGCUCUGCUAUCUA